AUGGCUGCCGCGCCAACAAUAACUUUGCACCCUCAGCUCCCGACAUUUUCCGGGGAAGACAACGAAGAUUGUGACUUGUUUCUCACAAGACUCAAUCGCAUUUUGUCUGCCUACCCCGACCUCCCAGCAGCCCAAAAACUUUUUUGGCUUGAUUCGCAAUGCCGUAAGGGCCCGCUGGCUCUUAUUCAGCGCGAAAUCAAGCGCCUGGAAGCUGCAAACCCUCCAGUUAAUGACGAGGAAAAAUAUCAAGCGGUCCAAGAUUCCCUUCGAGCCAAUUACAACUCUGUAGAAGACAAGCAUAAAUUUCGAGAUGCACUUCAGCACCGCAUUAAGCGGGAGAAUGAGUCGUACCCUAAUUAUUUCCAGGAAGUCACAGAGCUUUGCUAUAAGGCCGGUAUUACAAAUGAGCGGGAGCACCUCCGCUACCUGCAUCGUGGCCUGCCGCGUCAGAUAGCAAACUGUGUACGACCAAAAGAGUACGACUCAACUCACACCUUGCUUCAGUUAGUGUUAGAAGUGGAGAGUCUGCAACGCGAAACUGCACGCACGCAUUCUCAGCCCGAUAAUGACAGUAAAAGUAUGCCUUCUCAACUACAGAGUUAUGGUUUUUCCCAACCCCCUCCCACCCCUGCAGUAGCACUGCCCCAGCAAACCUCUCCUUCUCCCGCAGAAGACACAAUUAAUAAAUUAAUUACAAAACUGGAAGCUCUAGUUUUGAGUGCACAGCCAUCAAUCAAUGCGGUCGAGACAGAAAACACUGCGAGCUCUCCCUCUGCCCAGGAGCGCCAGCACCGCCGCGAUCAGCCGCGACGGUCCGACAAUAAUAACAAUACUUACAGCCAAAACAGGGGUUACUCUCCCGGUUACCGCUCUUACAGCAGGGACAAUUCCAGAGACGGUUAUCGCGGCCCUCAGCGCGACAAUGACCGCUACCGCUCGUCGUCGUCAUCCCGCUUCCGGCAAGACGGGGGACAGCAGAAUAACUACAGGGAUCCUAGCACCAGCCCUUAUCGAGGGAACGGGUACAAUAGAAACGACGACCGUCGCCCGCGGAACUACCAGAAUAACUACAAUAAUAAUUACAACAAUCCCCGUAGAAAUUUUAACAGGGAUCAAAAUCAGUAUCAGCCUCGUGACCAGCAAAGUCGCACUUACUAUAGAUCAAAUGACAACAGGCCCCAGCAGAAUCAACGGCGCGUCGGAUUUGCCGAAUCAUCGGGUAGAGGUAGAACUAAUAAAACAAACCCCAGCCUGCGCACGCCAGGCCGUUAUCACGAGUUCGGAGAGCCAAAAAUCACUGACAACCCUAACUUCAAAGGUAGGUCGCGCUCCCCACGAUGCAACCUCUGUGAAGGACCACACGUGGACAGCGAAUGUCCUGUUGAAAAUUCAAUGCAACAAAAAAACUAA
Molecule: messenger RNA, 1410 nt
Organism: Frankliniella occidentalis (western flower thrips)
Lineage: Eukaryota; Metazoa; Arthropoda; Insecta; Thysanoptera; Thripidae
Exons: 1
Coding region: 1-1410 (469 amino acids)
Source: RefSeq, a predicted model, not a curated record